AUGAUUAUUUAUGAUUUACUAGGCACAGUAUGCUUAUCACUGUUGGACGUAGAAAAAGAUUGGUAUCCAGGUAUUACUAUUAAGCAGUUAUUGUUGGGGAUACAAUAUCUUUUAAAUGAACCCUUUAUCAAAGAUCCUGCAAAUUUUGAAGCCUAUAAUAUUUAUCGCAAAGAUAGUUCAGAAUAUUCCAAUCGUGUUCGAGCACAAGCCAAAGCGAUAUCUAGAGCGGAAUAA
Molecule: messenger RNA, 234 nt
Organism: Macrosiphum euphorbiae (potato aphid)
Lineage: Eukaryota; Metazoa; Arthropoda; Insecta; Hemiptera; Aphididae
Source: the annotation of a GenBank genome assembly